AUGUCGGGUGUCACGCAAGCAACGGACCAGAAUAUAUUUGAUUUCCGUCACGCUCUCAAAGCAACUAAAGCUUUGCCGCGCUCGGGCAUCAGUACAGCCUCAAUCCAUGCCUGGAUUUGUUGGGGCCUUCGGACAGCAUGUAACCAAGGUGUUUUCUCUGAUAAAUUCUUCACUAGCAUGGAGGUGGUAUCUAAAGCUGUAAUUGAUGCGCGGGCUUGGCAGAAGGCAAAUGAACUAACAGCGGUCCGAAGACUGACAAAUACUCCACGAAAACUGCCUCUAAUCUCCGUUCACAAUCAUACCAUGUGUGUAGAUGGGGCUUGGCAUCAAGCUUCCUCUAACUAUGGAAUGGGAUGGACGAUUUCGACCAGAGAUAAUGCAUUUGAUUCCCAGUUCUCCUGUACAAAUCGGCAGUGGUCUCUGCCCUGGCGGCAGAAGCUUGGGCCCUACGAACAGCCCUCCUCUCUGCCGUGGAACAAGGGAUUUGGGAGAUCAAAGUAUGCUCUGACUCUUUUAACUUGA
Molecule: messenger RNA, 522 nt
Organism: Arabis nemorensis
Lineage: Eukaryota; Viridiplantae; Streptophyta; Magnoliopsida; Brassicales; Brassicaceae
Source: the annotation of a GenBank genome assembly